CUGUAAGAACCUCAAUUGCGCUCACUUCUUAUUUAGAUGCAAUUAUUUCCCUUCUGCCUAUGAUCUUAUGAAAUCGUUACAUCUAUCUUUCCUAUCACUUUCCCAUUUCCUCCCCAAGCUUCCGGCUCGGAUACUGCAUGCACAUCCCAAAUGUGGUCCAGGUAACAAUUCAUUUGGCCGGGUGGCCCACUACCAGACGGGAGGGCUGCUGAGGAGUUGGUGGAGUCCUGAGGAUAUGGAUCCGCAAGCAAAAACGGGCACCAGCGCCGAAAAAGAUAACGAGAACAGCUUCCCAACCCCCAAAGCCCCGUUGCGCAAUGUCGCAGACUUUUACCGUCGUCAACCCAUUUACGAUAGACGGAUUCACAUCCUGGGUGUAGGCAGUGUGGGACGCUUCAUUGCACACUCAUUGCGCGGCAUUCCGAAUCCACCACCGAUUACGCUACUCUUCCACCGCGGAGGCUUACUGAAAGAAUGGAACGAAUCGUCGAAAAAACUGCAAUUAAUAACCGAUGGCAGCUCAGAGAAGCAAGGAGGCUUCGAUGUGGAGCUAGCGAUCCCGCGUCCUCGCUUUCACGGAAAAGAAGUCAAGCCGGAGGAAAAUGUACAAGACCCAUCAACGUCUUCGGUCUCUCCAGACGCUACGCACCAGCUAAUAGAUGGGGAAUCAAACGAGCCAAUUAAUAGCCUGAUUAUGUGCGUGAAGGCACCGAAUAUUUUAAGCGCACUAUCCGCCGUCAAGCAUAGACUGCAUCCAGAAUCCGUCAUUCUGUUUUUCCAGAACGGUAUGGGCACCGUGGAAGAAGUGAGCAGAGAGAUAUUUCCGGACCCGCAGACCAGACCACAUUAUAUGCUAGGAAUCAACUCCCAUGGCAUGCACACAAGCCCUGAUGACCCUUUUACAGCAACCCAUGCUGGAUUUGGAACCAUAUCUAUUGGAAUUAUCCCCCAUGAACGAAAUCAGGAACCAGGACCAUAUUCGCCCACACUUCAGUUCAAGCCAGGCUUUCAUGAACCCGCAAAGAUUCCCGUGACACCAAAGAACCCUGCAAAUCCAAACUCCAGCAUGAGAGAACCCAUGCCAUACUUCUCCAGGUGGACCCCUAACAGUCGUUAUCUUCUUCGAUCUCUGCUCCGCACGCCUGUCCUAUGCGCCACCGCAUUCUCUCCUCCCGACCUCCUUCAACUACAACUUGAAAAGCUUGCUGUAAACUGCAUUGUCAAUCCCCUGACCGUCAUGCUCGACGCCCGCAACGGAUCUAUCCUUUACAAUUAUCAUUUAACCCGCGCCAUGCGCCUCCUUCUCUCCGAAAUCAGCCUCGUGAUCCGCAGCAUGCCCGAACUCCAGUAUAUCCCGAACGUAGAACAGCGUUUCGAUCCAGGCCGUCUCGAAACCAUGGUUGUCGGCGUUGCCAACAAGACUCGUGAUAACAUUUCAAGUAUGUUGGCAGAUGUGAGGGCAGGGCGCCGGACGGAGAUUGAGUAUAUUAAUGGGUGGGUGGUGAAGAGAGGGGAGGAGUUGGGGAUCAGGUGCUUUAUGAAUUAUAUGAUGAUGAACUUGGUGAAGGGGAAGAAUGCGAUGAUCCAGCUGGAGAUGGGAGAGGCAGUACCGUUUGUGGAAACUAGGCCGGGGGAGGAUGGGAUUAAGAUUCAAGGAGAAACUGGGGAGGGUUAGGCCUGAAUCAUGGCUAGAGGGUCUAAUGGACUUUGUACCUGGUGCACAUCCAUUUCUGUCCACACCCUGACUUGUAAAAUCACCACGAGAUAGCUGGCAGUGGAUCCUAUAUUCACCACUGAGUACCGCGAACUGCCACUUACUAUAUUAAUUGCAAAAUUUCAGACGCAUACGGUA
Messenger RNA from Lindgomyces ingoldianus, 1852 nucleotides. RefSeq lists its product as uncharacterized. Lineage: Eukaryota; Fungi; Ascomycota; Dothideomycetes; Pleosporales; Lindgomycetaceae. Gene Ontology annotation, molecular function: NADP binding; 2-dehydropantoate 2-reductase activity. Gene Ontology annotation, cellular component: mitochondrion; cytoplasm. The coding region runs from base 236 to 1675 and encodes 479 amino acids. The transcript is spliced from 2 exons. Gene Ontology annotation, biological process: pantothenate biosynthetic process. The record is from RefSeq and is a predicted model, not a curated record.